CUUUCACAAAGCCCAUUAGACACUAGCCGUUGCUGGACCAGUUGUGACUUGUGACGGCGCUCUCCUGCUCUCCGAGCGACCGGUCAUGGCGGGGAGUGGGAAGAGGAGGCGCGCGACGGUGCUCGACGACGACGAGCGGCGGGGGCGGCGGAGGCUGGAGGAGGCGGCCCUGCUCCUCCACAAGAUCAAAGGGCUGGUGGGCUGGGUGGUCGCGGAGGUCAGCGCCGGCCGAUCCCCUUCCCUGGCUCUCCACCGCUACCAGAACUACUGCGCCUGCGCCUCCGCCGCCGCCGCCGCCGCGUCCCUGUCCACAUGGUUUGGCUCCCCCUCCCUCUCUCGCCUUCAAAUCUCUGCACACCAAACCUGUCAGAUCCUUACCGGUGUGUGCGCGUCCGCGGGGUGCGGGCGCGCGUGCAGCGCCUGCAGCUACGACGCCCCCGUCGGCACGGACGUCCUCUCCCUCCUCCGCAAGGAAUUCCACGCCUCCCGACUCAAUGUGCUUCUCAGGGUCCUGCUCGUGGUGCAGCAACUCCUGCAGGAGAAUAAGCACUGCUCCAAGAGGGACAUCUACUACAUGUACCCCUCCAUGUUCGUAGAACAAGCGAUUGUUGAUCGUGCCAUCAAUGAUAUCUGCAUACUCUUCAAGUGCAGCCGGCAUAAUCUCAACGUGGUUCCUGUGGCAAAAGGUUUGGUGAUGGGCUGGAUAAGAUUUGUGGAGGGUGAAAAGAAAGUGUAUUGUAUAACAAACGUCAAUGCUGCUUUCCCCAUUCCAGUUAGCAUUGAGGCAAUCAAAGAUGUUGUUAGUGUUGCUCACUACAUCCUUGUUGUUGAGAAGGAGGCAGUGUUCCAGCGUUUGGCCAAUGACAAGUUCUGCGAAAAGAAUCGCUGCAUUGUUAUUACAGGAAGAGGCUACCCAGAUAUUCCAACAAGAAGAUUCUUGCGCUACCUUGUCGAACAGCUGCACUUGCCUGCUUAUUGCUUAGUGGAUUCAGAUCCGUAUGGUUUUGAUAUUCUGGCUACCUAUAAAUUUGGUUCCAUGCAAUUGGCAUAUGAUGCAAAUGUUCUGCGUGUGCCUGAGAUACGAUGGCUUGGGGUCUUCACAUCUGACUUUGAGGAGUAUUGUCUUCCAGACUGCUGUCAGCUUCAAUUGUCAUCUGAAGAUAGGAGGAAGCUUGAAGGAAUUCUAACCAGAUGUUACUUGCACAAGGAAGCCCCAGAAUGGAGGUUGAAGUUGGAAGCCAUGCUGGAAAUGGGUGUCAAGUUUGAGAUUGAAGCAUUGUCAGCAAGUUCCAUUUCGUUUCUGUCGCAAGAGUACAUCCCCCAACAGAUCAGGCUAGGGAGGUAUAUAUAGGAUUGCAUAGACCUGUAUCUAUGCAGAAUUGUGCUAGGCUAAGAGUCUCCUUUUGUUUUGGUUACACCACUUGUAGUUGCUUGUCUGAUCAUACGUCAAACAAUCACCUUGGUAUUCACAACAAGAGUUUGACUGCAA
This is a messenger RNA of Triticum aestivum (bread wheat), 1489 nucleotides long. Its product is annotated as meiotic recombination protein SPO11-1. Gene Ontology annotation, molecular function: ATP binding; DNA binding; DNA topoisomerase type II (double strand cut, ATP-hydrolyzing) activity. The record is from RefSeq and is a predicted model, not a curated record. Bases 86 to 1351 code for a protein of 421 amino acids. Gene Ontology annotation, biological process: meiotic DNA double-strand break processing; reciprocal meiotic recombination; meiotic DNA double-strand break formation. The transcript has 14 exons. Lineage: Eukaryota; Viridiplantae; Streptophyta; Magnoliopsida; Poales; Poaceae. Gene Ontology annotation, cellular component: nuclear chromosome.